AUGCCAUACCUUGAGGACAGGAGAAUCGGGAAGACUGUUGAGAUGAUGCUUCAAGAUGUGUGCACUGAAUGCCCUCCUGGCCCACCAGGACUGCCAGGCAUCCCAGGUUUCAAAGGUGACAAAGGUCUCCGAGGACCACCAGGUAGAGACGGCCAGGAUGGGAAAAUGGGAAAUGCUGGUCCCAGAGGUCCUGCAGGCCCACCUGGGCUGGAUGGUCAAAAGGGUGCUAAAGGAGACCGUGGAAUAACUGGGGAUGCAGGAGAAAAAGGCGAACAGGGACACCCUGGAAUGCCUGGCUUUGCAGGGGCUCCUGGAAACCCUGGCCCACCUGGACCGGAUGGGGCACCAGGACCAAUAGGACCAGCGGGAAACCCAGGAGACAUAGGUAAAGAUGGCCCUCCAGGUCCACAGGGCCCACCAGGUGUUCCUGGACUUCCCGGCAUUGCUGGGAAUGAUGGCAAAGAUGGCAAGCCAGGAUCUCUUGGAAAACCGGGUGAACCAGGUCUCCCCGGAUUGCCAGGCUCUUCUGUACCUACUGAAGGCCUGAAAGGAGAGCAAGGAGAGCCUGGCCCACGAGGACCUCAAGGCCAACCUGGACUUCCUGGACUCCCAGGAGAGGCUGGUCUAGAGGGCAAGCCUGGAGCUCCAGGUUUACCAGGUCAAAGGGGUAAGAAGGGAGAACCUGGAUUCCCAGGAAUUAAUGGUCUGGUUGGCCCUCAGGGACCUCCGGGGCCCCCAGGCAUUGCUGGACCCCCUGGACCACCUGGAGCACCAGGACUGCCAGGAGAAAUUGGUGUUGCUGGUAAAAGUGGACCGCCAGGACCAGCUGGCUCACCUGGCAAAGAUGGAUUAAAUGGUCUUCCUGGGCUCCCAGGUCAAAAGGGAGAACAAGGAGAAAAGGGUGAGGAAGGCUUUCCUGGAAAAGCUGGCCCUAAGGGUGAACCAGGAGGCCGUGGCCAACCUGGUGAACAGGGUGAAGUGGGUCUUCCUGGUCUUCAAGGUUUACCUGGGCUGAGAGGAGAAAAAGGAGACCAGGGAGGAAAGGGAAAAGAUGGUCUUCCAGGACUGAAAGGGGAAAGGGGAGAAAAGGGUGACACAGGUUCCCCUGGCCCACCAGGCACACCUGGAACAACAGCCUUCUUCACCCCACACCCUAGGAUUCCUGGUGAACCAGGACCAAAAGGGGAGAAAGGAGAUCGAGGAACAAGUGGAGAACCUGGAUUACCGGGCAUCCCAGGUGAACAGGGUGUCCCAGGACCUGUAGGACUACAGGGGACAAAGGGGCAGAAAGGAGCCCGAGGAGAAGCUGGAGCCCCUGGAGAGGCUGGUGCAGUUGGACCAGUGGGGCCUCCUGGACCAAGAGGAUUACCAGGAAAUGUGGGAGUGCCUGGAAACCCUGGACUACCAGGGAAGGAGGGAGAAAGAGGGGAAAAGGGUGACCCAGGAAAAGAAGGAAAAGUGGGUUUACCUGGGCCAGCUGGGGUGCCAGGGCCUCCUGGACAGCCGGGUUUGCCUGGCAAAGGUAAAGAUGGAGAACAGGGGGAAAGAGGCCCACCAGGCUUGCCAGGACCUUUUGGACAUAAGGGUGAGAGGGGAGCUCCUGGCCUCCCUGGACAGCCAGGAGACAGAGGUGUGCCAGGAGUUGGACUGGCUGGACCACCUGGCCCUAUUGGACCCCCAGGAGACAAAGGAUCAUUGGGUCCUCGUGGUGUACCUGGUAUCCCUGGACCACAGGGGCCUCCUGGCCAGGAUGGUCUACCUGGAAAUCCAGGGGAAAGAGGACCUCCUGGAAAACCAGGUACCUCGCCCUUGCUCUCUCCAGAGGACAUAAAUCUCUUAGUGAAGGGGUCCCCUGGUUUGCCGGGCACCCCGGGGAAGGAUGGAGCAAAAGGAGAAGCCGGUGAACCAGGACAACCAGGAGCAUUUGGACUGCCUGGGCCAGCAGGUCCAAAGGGAUCUGAGGGAAAACAGGGUCCCCCAGGUAUUAAAGGCUACAUAGGAGCACCGGGUUUACAAGGAGAAAGAGGAGAAAAGGGAACACGAGGAGACAAGGGAGAACGAGGUUUAGACGGGUUCCCAGGAAAGCCAGGUGUGGAAGGCAAACAGGGUCCUGCUGGCAGCCCAGGCCCUCCAGGUGGCAGUGGGCCCAAAGGAGAAAAGGGUGAAGAAGGAUCCCCCGGAUUUCCUGGACUGAAGGGUGAUAAAGGAGAAAAAAAAGAACUGUUCUCAGCCUACGACAUUCUGGAAGGGUUUGACCUGAUGGAUUCAUUCAGCGUGAAACAGAUCUUUGGAAUGAAAGAAAAUGGAAUUCAAAGCUCUUAUGUACGACUUGGAAGUUUCCCUGUUGUUCAGAAAACUGAGGAUGUAUUCCCACAAGGUCUGCCUGAUGAAUAUGCCUUUGUAACUACCUUCAAAUUCCGAAAGGCUUCCAGAAAAGAAGACUGGUAUAUUUGGCAGAUUAUUGACAAGUAUGGCAUACCACAGGUCUCAAUCCGACUGGAUGGAGAGAACAAGGCUGUGGAGUACAAUGCCAUUGGGCUCACCAAAGAUGCCGUGAGAGUGGUCUUUCGAAGUGCACGAGUCAGUGAUCUUUUUGAUCGCAGCUGGCACAAAAUUGCCCUCAGCAUUCAGUCAACGGCUGUCUCACUGUACAUAGACUGCAAGCUUGUGCAGAUGCUGCCUAUUGAAGACAGGGAAAAUAUCGACAUUCAAGGAAAGACUGUGAUUGGCAAACGCUUGUAUGAUAGUGUCCCCAUUGAUUUUGAUCUUCAGCGGAUGGUUAUUUACUGUGAUUCUCGGCAUGCUGAGCUGGAGACUUGCUGUGACAUUCCUUCAGGACCAUGCCAGGUCACAGUCCUGACAGAAGCACCUCCCGUGGAAGUGAGGCCUUCUGUUGGCAGCGAGCAAGUUGCCCACCUCAAGACUUUCAAUUGCUCCUGUCCUCCUGGACCGAAGGGGGACAGAGGCUCAAUUGGCCCUGAAGGUCCUAAAGGUCAAAAGGGAGAAAGCGGCAGCCAAGGGCUUCCUGGACCCAGAGGAGAAAAAGGAGAGUCAGGCAGAGCCUAUGGCAGAGGAGAAAAAGGAGAAAAGGAACAGACAGGAAAGGAGCACAAGACACUUGUAAAUGAAGGCCAAAAUGUUCUGUGUCCAAAUGUCCACGUGGAAGGAGAUCGAUUCAAGCACACUAAUGGGGAGACAGAUGAGAUUCCAGCUGGCAUUUUCUUAAUCCAGAACAUUUUCAGUGAUGGAGAAGUAGGACUGUAA
Messenger RNA from Meleagris gallopavo (turkey), 3264 nucleotides. NCBI's taxonomy places the organism in Eukaryota, Metazoa, Chordata, Aves, Galliformes, Phasianidae. The record is from RefSeq and is a predicted model, not a curated record.